Messenger RNA from Oncorhynchus kisutch (coho salmon), 3222 nucleotides. It is a transcript of the gene ska1, whose product is annotated as spindle and kinetochore associated complex subunit 1. The record is from RefSeq and is a predicted model, not a curated record. Lineage: Eukaryota; Metazoa; Chordata; Actinopteri; Salmoniformes; Salmonidae. Gene Ontology annotation, molecular function: microtubule binding. The transcript has 13 exons. The coding region runs from base 2091 to 2855 and encodes 254 amino acids. Gene Ontology annotation, biological process: regulation of microtubule polymerization or depolymerization; chromosome segregation; cell division. Gene Ontology annotation, cellular component: outer kinetochore; spindle microtubule; mitotic spindle.
CUGUUUUUGUAAGUCAGCGGAAACAAGGUUGUAGCUAGCUAUCUGCAAUUAAUGGAACUAAGCGUUCUACAUAUGUGUAUGUAAUCAGUAAAGAGGACGCCUGAUGGCAAGGAUGUAGCUAGCUAUUUUACUAGUCAGAGGCAGACUAAUUCACGUGCACGUACAGUAGUUAGUGUCGACAUUAGCAGGUUACUCUAUCUCAAUAUACGGAAUGCAAGCUAGAUAGCUAACGUUAGUUAAUCAGCAUCAAUCUAAAACAAUAACGUUUGAAAUCCUGUCUGGUGAAAGAUCCAUUAGCUAGACCCAGCCCGUAAGAGGAGACUAGAGGUGUGUAACAGCUCCCAGGAGAGUGGGGCAUCCAACUCCAGCAAGAAACCAGCCCUCCAGGAAGAUUUAGUGAGUCCACCUGACUGCAGUCCAAUACCUCCUUCAGCCUCCAUGACAGCCCCAAACCAGGGUGGGGGUGCAUACUCAGUUUACACCUGAUGUGUGAGUCAUCUGUGUUGAGCUAGAGAUUUACUGAAGUCAUUUGGCUAAAGUGCCGCGCUCAAAUGCACAAGAGCCCUGUGCCCCUCCUGGAGUUUUGACCUUGAGGUUAGUGGUUUAUUUCCCUGACCAAGAUGAUAUACUGCCAUCUUGCUUGUUCAUUUGUUAUUUGUCAUCUCCAGUACAGAGGGGUAGGCUUGCGUGGGGAGGAGCUCACACUCUAAUUGGCCUGUCUGCCUUCGGAAUUCACGCGCCAGUGUGUUUUUGUCCAACCAAACAGAUGUUUCUGAGGACGAGGGUCCAGAGCCCAGCUGGAAGAGCUGCAGACUAAGUUCCCCAUUCUACAGACUAAGGCUGUAGAAUCCCUCUCUACAGUGCCUGUGUUCUCUGUCACUGCAGUUCCACAACACAUUCAUCAAUAUCCCAAAUGUUGGCAAAUGUGAACCAAAAUUGUUUGAAAUGUGGGAGCUGCAUAUGAAUAAUUAUUUUGACAAAAAAUGUGUGCUUUUGGUUUACAACGGUGUCUAUUGGUCUUAUCUUGCAUGCACACAAGAGCUUAGAGAACCACUUCUGGAGCAUGGUAGACAUUUUGAGGAAAUCCUAUAAGCACUGUGCAAGUUUUCAGAGGAGGAGAGGUCCAGUCAAGAGGACACCCAGGCAUCAUCAUCAGCUAGUUUUCCCCCCUAAACCUCAGCAAGCCAGGCAGCCCAAGCAGCCAAACUCCCUGGUUAUCCCCCAUCACUACCUCACAAGCCUACCAAUGGGAGCAUAAUUAAGACCUUCAAUAGGCUGCCCGAAGGAGCAGACAAAAGGAGGAAGGUCAUUCCAGAUCCAGGCACCAGCUCUGAGGAUGAGGCCAGUGAUGACUUUGAUGUGUCUGCUGAGGGCAUGGAGAUGGAACUUGGAUGCCUCAGGCUCAGAUCAGGAGGUUGGAACAGGGUCUAAUGUGAAGGGCCAGAUCCUCUGGUUUUUCCAGGAGGCAUCGCCGGUUGAGCUGUCUCAUCUCUGGCUGCUCUGUGAAGAAGGCCCAGAAGAUUGUCGAGCUUCGCCUAUUUAACGAGUGGGAGAAUCUGGUGGCUGUUCUCGACGGAGGGAACGGCCUCUCCACUGACCUGGUGCAGGGCUGUUGUGUGGUCCUGAGGGAACAGGACGUGGCGCGCAGCCUCUUGACCAAGUGUGAGAACAUCACCAACAAGAUGAUGCAGGACGUGACUCAAGCGGUGGAGAGGGACAAAGGGCUUCCAGAAACAGCCUGAGAUCCUCAACAGCAAGGUUUGGGGGAAGACCAUCCAGGCCAUCUCGUUCCUGUUUCCUUGUUAAAGCAAGGAACAACAAUUGUAAAGAAUCCACGUUACCAUGGAAACAGAGUCAACUGCACAAAUGCCCGGCUGUCCCGUCUUCAAUCAGCUGUUAGUUCGGUCUUGCUUCUCUGGUGUACUAUGAUUGGCAGGGCAUUCCGUCUGGUUGGCUGCGCAGCUGCGUUGCAGCAGUGAUCAUUCUGAACACAGCGGUAAGAUUCGAAUCGUGCCCGGGUGAGGGAGGUUGAAGAACAGAACAUUAGCUAUCUCGGAAACAGUCAACUACGAGUUGAUAACUUUAGCAAUAUGAGUCAUUGUGAGCUUGAGGAUAUAACCCUGCACUUGAAUGACAGGAUUUCAUCCACAAGACGUGUCUUGGAGCUGCGGACAAUUGCAAAAGAUCAAGACAAGCGGGUCAUUCUAGGGAAGAUAGGACAAGAUAUCCUUGCAAUAGAUGGACUCCUUGACCAGUUUGAGAAAAGUGUUGGCCGCCAAAAAGACCUACUGAAGCAUUUAAAGGAACUAGAGGGAUUCUUUGAGGAGGAUGUGCAGGAUGGAAAGAACCUUAGGGACAACAUGCCCACACACAUGCCCAGGAAGGGACAGCCAGCAGUCCAUGGAAUAGGGUCUGCGGGUCAGAGUGGACCUGUGAAUGUGCAGGCAGUCCAGCAGGUUCACACCAGGAAAACCUCCAAAAACCAGAUCAGAGAGAUGGAAUUCAUCACCAGCCCAGAGUUUGAUACCAUCCCUCAGUACAUGAAAGGCCGUUUGACAUAUGAACAGCUAAACACUGCUGUGGAAAGCAUUAACACAGCCGUAACAGGGAAGUACAAGAUCUUGAACCAGCCAGCAAAAACCCUUAAUAAUGCCACACGCAAGCUUCAUCAACGAUAUAAGGAGGAAGAGAACAAGGACACAAAAGGUCUGUUUUUCAUUGUAGAGGCUGAUAUUAAAGAGUUCACUCAGAUGAAGGUGGACAAGCGCUUCCAGAGCAUCCUCAGCAUGCUGCGUCACUGCCAGCGUCUGCGAGAACAGCGAGGGGGAGGUAUCACACGCUACGUCCUGCUGUGAAAGGAGCAGAGAUGGAGAAAGGGGGGUUGUCACUGAGCUUGAUCUGAAUAUAUUGAGUUGUCCUCUGUCUCUAGCAUGAUCGGCUACAACAUCUGUCAUAUUGACCUAGGGAGGGGUGAAAAUACAACAAAUAAUAAUAUUGAGAAUAGUAGUUGUGGCUCAAAACAUAUAUGUACCUAGUGAAGAAUAAUUGUUUGGGGUGGGUGGAGGUUAGUAUUUGAACGUAGUUUCAUUCAUGCAAUUUAUUUUUUAAAUUCAAAGUGUGUUUUAGCUCAUUUGAAUUGUAUCAUCAAUGUGACUCUGUCCAUAACAACCAUGUUUUAUAUAGGUAGAAAGGCAAUAAAUAUAUAUAUUUUUUCAAAUAAUA